AUGGCCGAAGAAGGCGGAGGGAAGAGCAGAGGCGUCGCGACGGCAGUUAGCGAGCAGCCCCCGCCUAGUUAUUAUUACGGGACCUUCCAAGGCGUGGCAAAUUAUCAGCCUCAACCUACUGUCUCUCCUCCUCCACCGUCUCACCAUGUCAUCGGUUUCCCUCAGCCCAUGCCUCCUGCCGGCCUCUCCGGCGCUCCGCCUCAUUACUAUCCUCACGGAUAUCAAAUCGUUCCUGGUUAUGCUGUCGCUGAAGGGCAACCUUUUAGAGAGCAUCGGCUUCCUUGUUGUGGUAUUGGGAUUGGAUGGUUCUUGUUUAUAAUUGGUUUCGUGCUCGGUGCUAUUCCCUGGUACAUUGGAGCUUUUAUACUGUUAUGUGUUCGGGUGGAUUACAGAGAAAAACCUGGACUUGUUGUAUGCACUCUUGCUGCAACUCUUGCUAUUCUUGCUGUUAUUCUUGGUGUGACCAAGGCAACUCUUGAAUGGUGA
This is a messenger RNA of Fraxinus pennsylvanica, 486 nucleotides long. Lineage: Eukaryota; Viridiplantae; Streptophyta; Magnoliopsida; Lamiales; Oleaceae. The record is from the annotation of a GenBank genome assembly.